AUGAUUAUUUUUGUUUAUAUAAAUCCGAAGGGGUUGUCUUGUUUUGACAAGUCUAACUUAAUGAAAGUUAAGAAAAAAUCUUCCGAAUAUACAUUCAUCGCUUUUAAAAUAUCUGUCGUCCGUUGAUAAAAAUGGAAAUGAAUGAAAACACAUCAGAAAAACUGGUCACAGUAAGUGGAAAAUACACAUUUCGUAUUGGGGAAAUGUUUCCAAGCUACGAAGAACUUGAGAAACGGCUUGAGCUGCAUUGUUCGGAGUCAUUUGUCUACUAUUGGCGAAGGGAUACUCGCACAGUUAAGGGAGCCCACACAAAAACGUCUCGUCCAAUUGCUAGUAGACUGAAGUACUAUUCACUCAGAUACGCUUGCGUGUUCGGGGGAGAAAAGAAGAAAAGUCGUAGCCGGGGCAAACGACAUAAUAACAAAUCUCUGCGCAACGAUUGUCCCUCGUUCAUAAUGUUGCGUGCGUCGAAAGAUGGAAAGGAUCUGGAAGUGGUGGGCGUUAAUAACGAACAUAAUCACGAUUGUUCGAGUGCUGUCAAUGAAAAUCUACCACACCAACGGAAAUUGCCAGAGGAUCUUAAACAGGAAGUCGUCGAGAUGAUGUUACUGCACAUCGAUCGGAAGAAAAUCAUUGAAUACGUGAAGAAGAAAACCAACAAAUCCAUCACCGUCAAGGAUCUAUUCAAUUUGAAGGCAAAGUACAAAAAUUUCAACUUCAAAUUGGAACGUAGCAAAGAGGAAAUUCUCGAAUCGAUGGGAUUGAGUCCAUCAACAGACGAACGGUACGAGAACGAUGGGAUCAUGGAUGAUGAAAGUAAGGAAUGGAUGGGUCUGUGCUACGACGAAAAUGUUAUCGAAUAUGAUGAGUACAGUGAUUGUCCGGAUGAUGGAAAUGUCGAAAUUGAUGUGGAAGUUCAUCCUGAACAUUUGUUGGAGUACACGGAAUGUGACAUUGCGCAAUUGGAAACCAUUGAUGCCACAGAUCUGCAAGUUUACAAAUUUGAACAAGACUGUAAUACAUCAGACAAUGAACAAAAUUUAGUGAUUGAAGUCAGCCCUGCCACUGAAACUGCGUCCCCAUCUCAAGAAUGUAAUUUAAGCGACUCAGCGGAUCAGAAUCAGCAAGGAAAUCAAAGUUUACGAACGCUGCGAUUAAAGUGCUUCAUACAGAGAGAGAAUAAUCGACUGAAAAGGAAAAUCAUAAAUUGCCGGAUAUGUGGCACGCAUCCCAGAUUCCUUGACAUGCAAAUUCGGGUGUUAAAAGCGGAAAAACAAAAGCUGCUGGAAGAGAUGACCAUUCUUCGAUUAGCCAAAGAGAAAUUGUUCAAUGAGGUGGCAUUGAGCCAAUCAAAUUUAGUUGUUGAGUAAAAGUGUUGUGCAGUAAAUUUACCA
Molecule: messenger RNA, 1394 nt
Organism: Bradysia coprophila
Lineage: Eukaryota; Metazoa; Arthropoda; Insecta; Diptera; Sciaridae
Source: RefSeq, a predicted model, not a curated record